This is a messenger RNA of Trichoderma harzianum CBS 226.95, 1119 nucleotides long. RefSeq lists its product as hypothetical. Lineage: Eukaryota; Fungi; Ascomycota; Sordariomycetes; Hypocreales; Hypocreaceae. The record is from RefSeq and is a predicted model, not a curated record. The coding region runs from base 1 to 1119 and encodes 372 amino acids. The transcript is spliced from 4 exons.
AUGAGUUCGGGGCCACCACCGGGUAUUGAUCUCUAUGCCGACAUCAAAGAGAGUGUCAUCAGCCCUGUCAUUGCAUUGAUGGUACUGUCGGCGAUAUGUGUGGCACUCCGCAUUGUGGCUAAGUUUACUACCAACGUGAAGCUUCAGCUAGAUGACUACUUUCUAUUUGCAGCCUUGGUAGGUAUCCUUCUGAGGGGUGACUCGUGCUACAAAGGAAUUGGAAAGCAUAUCUGGAAUCCUACGGUCCAACUCGAAGAGGUGAUGAAAAUUCUCUGGGCAUACGAGUUUCUCUACGGCUCCGUCAUUCCGUUGACCAAACUGUCUCUCAUCUUCUUCUAUUACCGACUCUUCCACGUAUCAACCUUCCGCAAAGUUCUCUGGUUUGUGUUGUUUCUUGUUGUUGGUUGGUGGAUUGCCAUUCUUGUCACUUCCAUCGCCCAAUGCCGACCAUACAACUACUUUUGGAAGCAAUACGUGGAUCCAACAGCUAUCGGAUCAUGCAUAAAUAUUCCUCACUUCUUCGUUGGCAACGCAGCGGCCAGCGUUGCCACUGAUUUUAUGAUCCUGUUGACCCCGAUACCCAUGGUUUGGGGCCUGCAGAUGCCUGUCGCGCAGCGACUGAGCGUUUUGGGUAUAUUUUUCUUGGGUGGAUUUGUAUGCGUUGCCGGAAUUGUUCGCAUUGUUGUUUUGCUCCAGAUGUUUAAAUCGGCCGACCUAACAUGGAAUAUGUCUCAAGCAUUUAUUUGGUCUUCCGUCGAGCCCAACAUUGGUAUCGUCUGUGCCUGCUUACCAACUCUUCGACCUCUAUUGCGACGAUGCAUACCAGACUGGUUCGCGGGCAGCAGUCUCAACAAGUCCGGUUCGACACCACACUAUGGAACAGACUAUUCAUCGAGACUUCGUUCGCAGACUGGAGAUUUUUACGCCCUCACAGAUCGCAAUGGAUCAAACAAAGACAAGAGCGAUGACGAAAUGGGUUUAACGAACAAUUUUCAGUCAGAUGGACACCAGCCUCGAGUGAGCACAGGAGAUGCCGCGGCUCACGAAGAAACGCACAACGGCAUCAUGGUAAAGCAUGAGAUAAAUUGGAGUUCAACAUCGGCAUUACAUCCUCAGUGA